This is a messenger RNA of Coccinella septempunctata (seven-spotted ladybird), 5781 nucleotides long. RefSeq names its product telomerase-binding protein EST1A (gene Smg6). The transcript has 23 exons. Lineage: Eukaryota; Metazoa; Arthropoda; Insecta; Coleoptera; Coccinellidae. The coding region runs from base 164 to 5164 and encodes 1666 amino acids. Gene Ontology annotation, molecular function: telomeric repeat DNA binding; protein binding; telomerase RNA binding. Gene Ontology annotation, biological process: nuclear-transcribed mRNA catabolic process, nonsense-mediated decay. The record is from RefSeq and is a predicted model, not a curated record. Gene Ontology annotation, cellular component: telomerase holoenzyme complex.
UGUCAAAGCGAAAUCAUGGUGCAAAAAAAAACUAGUUAUUUUACAUGAAUCCGUUCACGUUUCUGUCAUUUUUCUAUGUUGUGAAAAAAUAAAUGGUUUUAUAUAAUACUGAAACAUAUAAAAAACUAAGUAAAAUCAAAAUACAAAAGUGGAGAGGUAGACUAUGAAACCUUAUAAACCACAACAAAGAUACUAUACUCCUGGAUGCGGUGCCUUACGCAGGGCAAAUAAUGGUAUUGAAGAAAGUGAAUCAGAUACAAAUUUAAUUGUCAAUUCCAAAGAGAAUAGAAAUCAAUCUCACAUCGACACUAAAUUUAGAAGUGAAGGCAACACACCAAGAAAUACUUCACACCAUGCUGAUGAUAUGAUGGAUAAGUUCAAUGAUUUGUCAUUCAAAGAUACUCCUAAAAAGAACAGGAAGCCAGAUAUAGAACUUUAUGUACCUAGAAUACUAGCACAGAAUAAAAGAUCUGACCAAGAAAAUGGUGCUUCAAGAUCUCAAAAAAGAGAUAACUACUCUCAAGAAAGAGACAACAUUGGUGAUACAGAUAGAAACUCUUUUGGGCGUGCUAAUGGAAAUGAGAAAAGGUUUGAGUCCCAUUCCAAUGAUCGAUUCAAUACAAAUAAAUCGAAAAGAUACUCAUCUAAUAGGAGACGUGGUAGUGAACAGAAGGAAUUUAACGAUGAGUGGAGCGAGAGGAAUAAUCAGUCUAGACAGAUGAGGCAAGGGUCUGAGCCUAGGAAUUCAGAUAAUUUCACUCGAGAGCCUAAUAACUGGCAGAGAAUGAGGGAUACUAGAAGUAUGGAGCAUUCUAGGCCACCUGUUUCAAAUUCUUAUUCUAACUAUGGUGAUAAAUCAUACCCUUCAAAACCGCCUAGUGGUAGAAGAAAUAGUGCUAUUGAUAAAAUAAAUGAAUUACCACCAAGAUUUAAGAAAAAGAUGUUGGAGGAGGGAAAGUUGAAAAAUAUUAAUUUGCAAGAAGAUGGUUGGGAUGGCAGCAGUAGUAUAACUUUCCAAAAUACUAGUAGCCACCAUAAAAACUACUCAUCUCUAGAGGACUAUCAACCAGGACCGGGUUCUUAUGCUACACUUCCUAAUUCUCAUAAUACUCAGAGUAACUUUGUGCCUGGUCAUAAUUAUGGUUUUUCCACAUUACCUGCUAGAUCUAGAGGUAGAGGACGAUUGAAUUAUGACCAAUAUGAUUACGGUUCGGUUGGAAGAUCAAUUGAUAACAGAAGCCCCUGUCAUUCUAGACCAUCAACUCCUCAGUCUGUUGGGGGAAGUUUCAGAGAUGAUACUUUUGGAAGACCUACCAGUAGGCCACAAACUCCUUCUUUUAACAGAAGAAAUGACUAUAACAGAAGCAAUGAAGAAUCUUAUCAUUCUUCUUCCCGACAAUCCUCACAGGAGAGGCAAAGAAGAAACAACUACAAAGAUAAUUAUCAGAACCGUCAACAGGAAGACAAUUAUUCUCAAAGAAGGAAUGACGAUAGGCACAAUACACGUAGUAAAGACGAUUCUUACCAACAAAACCGAGGCGAAUUGAGGAAUAACAGGAGACGAAAUGACUACAGAGAUCGAAGAGGUCGUGGCGAUUUCAGAAGAGACGAGUAUAGGGGGCAAAAUUCACAAGAUGAAAAAUUAAACGAAAAUUCAACAGGCGCAUCAGCUGCAUUAGAUACAGCUUCCUCACAGUGGGAAGAAGUUUCAGGCGCAGAUACCCCUGUAGCUCCUGCAUCACCUAAAGCUUUGGAGACUCCCAUUAAGCCAGAAGAGGAGGGAGAGAACUUCUUUGAUUGGAGUGAAGAUGUAGAAAAAUGUUCUAAAUUGGAACAAGAAGCACUGAGUGAUGCUGCGUCUAGAAGUUCCUCAGUAAUCAGCUUGGUAGACAACAGCGUCAGUCAAGCGUCAGCACAAACUAAUGGAAAUUCUUCCAGAAAAUCUAAAAGCAAAAAUAAAAGGAGAGAUAAAAGAGGAAGAAGAAGUCGUAGCAAUAUGAGAGACAAAAGCAGGGAAAGAACUAAUGAGCAACAUGUAGAGACUUUCAACAAUUUCAAAGUACCUACCGAGCCUGUCCGAAGAAGGCUUUCCCGCGACUGCAGCUUCGAUAGGUUCAGCAGAUCAUCCAAAAAUCGUAGUAGGGAAGGCAGUUUUGAUAGAAUGCGAAAAACUUCAACGGGCGAAUGCGAAAAUUGGAGAGAAGAGAUUAGGGCGAGACAAGAGCAAGAGAAAGAAAAAGAAAUCAGAAGGAGUAGGAACAAUUCAGGAACGAGCGACUUUCAGAGAAGCAGACAGAAUUCUGAAGAUACUCAAAGUAAAAGGAAAAGUUGCGAUCUGUCUGAUAUUGAUGUGAAAAAAGCUGGUGUUUUAGUUAUUCCGCAGGAACAUCCACAGGCAGCUGCUUCUACUUCUUCGCCUCCCAGUUUGGACAAUCCCCGAUAUGCCCAAAAACAAAAUAUUUCGCAUACCAAGAGUUUAUUCGAUCCCAACAACCCCGAUAAACCAAUAAUUGUGAAGUCUCCAAAUUCUAGAGUUGCUCCGGGUAUUCCGGAAGAUAAAGAAAUAACGCCUCCACCUGCCGUAUAUGACAUAUUCGGAAAUAUUUGCCCCACUUGGUAUGUGGAAAACUCUGAAGAGAAUCAGAUGAGCCACUAUCCUGAAAUGAUAAGGGAUGUGAAAAGGGCUGAUCAAGAAAUCCAGUAUGCCAUCCAUUCAGGCAUCUUUCUGAAAAACUGGUCUGCAGUUGAAACUUUUAGGCAGUUUUUGAAGGAGUCUUUGCAAUAUUUUCUGUGUAAAGAUUUGAAAUUCAGUCAAACAUGCAAUAUAGAACAGCACUUCUGGAAGUUGUUAUAUUACAACAUAAUAGAAAGGGUCCGAAAAGCAAGUCAAGAGGAUGAGGCCAACAAAGAAGAUUAUAAGCAAUUCGUUUUGUACUUGGUAGAUGAAGGAACACAAUAUUUUGAAGGUCUCUUGAAGAUGCUGGAGGAUACAUAUCAGUUCCAACUGAUUGACUUUUUGGGAGCAAAUCAGUCUAUACCCCAAAAAGGAUUGGGCUAUGUUGGAUUGGCUUUAAUUUCGGCCCAGAAAAUUUUGAUUUUCUUAGGUGAUUUGGCUAGAUAUAAGGAGCAGAUUAAUGAGACUAUGAAUUUUGGAAAAUGUAGGCAGUGGUAUAUAAAAGCGCAUGAAAUAAAUCCUAAGAAUGGUAGACCUUAUAAACAGUUGGCUCAUUUAGCUGUUUGUGCUCGUAGAAAAUUAGAUGCCGUUUAUUAUUACGUUAGAAGUUUAAUGUCCUCAAAUCCUAUUUACUCUUCAAGGGAAAAGCUGACCAGUUUAUUUUAUGAGAACAGUAAAAAGUAUGAACAAGGGGAGAAGAAACGUCGUGAAGAAAGGCAAGAAAGGGCGAGACAGUACAUGAAAGAGAAAGAAAGCGACCACAAUAGUAAACCUAAAUCACUCAGAAAGGAAACGUGGAUUAGACCAGAUGGAGGACAAAGAGUUCAUAGAACGACUCAAGCUGUGCAGAAAGAAGAUGAUUCUGAAGAGGAGAAUCUGUUGCUGUUGAGUUAUGUGGAGGUUAAUAAACGCUUCGUAAUAAGUUAUCUACACGUCCAUGGGAAAUUGAUUACAAAAAUUGGAAUGGACAGUUUUCAAGAAGCCGCCAUGCAGAUGUUGAAGGAGUUCAGGGCCCUUCUGCAGCACUCGCCUUUGCCGUUGCCUUCCAAUAGACUACUGCAGCUGUUGGCCUUGAAUAUGUUCGCCAUUGAGAGCAACCAACUGAAAGAUCCCGAACAAAGACUCAGCGGUUACAGAUCUGAAUUUCAGGAAUGCGCACUUGUUGUAUCGUUGCAAAUGUUCAACCUCAUUCUGGAAAGGUGCGUUUCACUUCUCGAGGAACAUUUGGCUUCGAAACCCGAGAAAUUGAACGAAGUCUCCAUGGACGCCCAAGUAUUGCUGCCCCCAAUCAAGAUCUGGUGCGAUUGGAUGCUUUGCCAUAGCAGCGUUUGGAACCCUCCACCGUCGACACAAGACUACAGAGUGGGCGCGCCGGUGGACCCCUGGACCAGGCUGGCGAUGCUGAUGAAUCUGCUGAGGCAGUUCGAUCAGUCUGCGUCGUCGGUUUUCGAGACAGAGCAGCUUGAAGGAUACGAGCUUCUCAGGUUACCAGAAGAUAGCACCCUGAGCGGUUUUACCCCAUUGAUGGUCAAAGUCGACGAGCCAACCUAUAUACCUAAAAACUACGACGUUGAGUCGGCUCAGUUCGUGAUGAGGCUCAACAAGCUGCUUUUCUUCGGAACGGAGUUCCUGUGCGGCCUGGAACCUCCUGUUCUGAAGUUGGAAAUCUACAACGAUUUAGAAGAGUAUAGAAGCGUGGUCAGCAACGCGAACAGCAGGGAUUCGCCACAGUGUGUUGAGGAAAUGAAUGAUCAGGAAGUACUCGUGGAGAGUUAUAGUGAUAACGAAUCCAAAAUUGCCAAAAUUGGCGAAGAUACGUCUUCUGAAGUUCGUGAUCUUCUCACUAGGAAAGUAGAACUGGAAAGAUGGCAUAAAAAACAUCAAUUACAUAUGGAAAGAGUUGAGAAAAUCCUCGCCCAAUCGAUCAUAAGCGUCCAUAUUGAAGUGCUUCCAAAAUAUCUGGUACCUGAUACGAACUGCUUCAUAGACCAUCUACACAGGAUAGAAGACAUCAUCAAAGUUCCAAACUCGCCUUACAUUAUCAUGGUACCCAUCGUUGUCCUUGGCGAACUCGAAGGUCUUGGACGUGGAGGGAUCGCUCCAGUGCCCGGCACUAUGUCCAGAACCGACCCGGAACAUACCAAGAAAGUCGGUGAGGCAGCAAGAAAGGCCCUCGUCUUGCUCAAGAAGCGCCACCAUAACAUCAAAUGCGUCACGACCAAGGGUGCUGUGUUGAAUUCUACUACGUUCACCACCGAAGAAGACCCUUCGAUGAAUUUAGCCAAGAAUGACGACAAGAUAUUGACCACAUGUUUGAAUUUAUCGAAGCUUCACGAUAAGCAGAUGGAGAAUAAAGAAGGUGAACCUAGGCAGAUAUUUAGAGAAGUAGUACUUUUAACGGAUGAUAGAAAUUUGAGGGUGAAGGCUCACUCAACAGAUGUCCCUGUUAGGGAAUUGCCAGACUUCAUGAAAUGGGCAGGACUAGGAUGAACCGUUGUCGAGGUACUUCAUCAACAUGAUAUUUGCCGGAGAGUUUAGGAUAACUGAUGGUAUCAGUUCCGCUCAUUCGAAAAAAGUUCCAAGUAAAAAUGAGACAUAAUUUUUUCAAUAUCUAUCGAGUAAUUUACAUUUUUCAAUAAAUAAAAAACUGACAGCAUGUUCACAAUGUUGUUCGUCGUCACCUGACCGAGGAUUGGACAAGGACUUAGGAAGAGACAUCUUUGCACAACAUUGACAAAAUCAAAAGGGCAUUUGCGCCAGUUUUUAUUUGUAUAGUUUUAUUUUAUACACAUCUAUUUUUCUCAAUAAAUAUAUUAUUAUUUUAGUAUAAUAUAAUACAAUCAUUUUGUACUUAGCGAUUUAUUGACUUAGUAAGUAAGCAAUUGGAAUUUUUUUCUCUAAUAAUUUGUUUAUAUUUUUUGUAAUUUCAUCCGUUCUUUGUUAGUUGAUUGAUAUUUUUGGAAGCAACUAUACCCUUCACAAAACAUAAUUUCAGCUCCUCAUCUGAGUGCGGAGGAGUUGGCCAAAUCAUUGAUCGUCUAUUAUAUUGUCGCCAUUCGUUUUUGCUCAGGAAUUGACUGUAUGUUAAUAAAAAUUAACUCACAAUA